Molecule: messenger RNA, 1330 nt
Organism: Alternaria alternata
Lineage: Eukaryota; Fungi; Ascomycota; Dothideomycetes; Pleosporales; Pleosporaceae
Product: NmrA family protein
Exons: 1
Coding region: 261-1172 (303 amino acids)
Source: RefSeq, a predicted model, not a curated record
CUUCUGCACCAAAGUAUAUCAAGAGGGGCAGGGGCCAUUACUUAGCGUCCCUGGGCCCUAUUUCCGACUCCGCAAUCCGUCAGGUUCUCAAGGCCAACAUGAUAUACUUGUCCGGUGGCAAUGAUCUAGCGCGCAACUUUUAGAGACGGAAUGAGACGCCCAAAAUACAUAAACGCACUCUUUCUGCGUCUGGAAAUCCAGUAUCCUUCGCACAACCCAUACGAUCCAAGUAACCAUCCUUUCCGAAAACGAAAGAAAACAUGAACGCCUCCUCAAAGAAGCCGACAGUCCUAGUCCUUGGCUCGACAGGCCAGAUUGGUAAACUGGUGGUCAGAAUCCUCGAGAACUCUCCAGAUGUUCGCCUUCGCCUGUGUUCGCGGCGUGCAGAAGCAGUGGAAAGGAUCAAAAAUGAAGGGAAAGAGGCCGUACAUCUGGAUCUGGACGAUCCGAAGACUUUUGCAUUCGCUCUAGCUGGCGUGGAACGUGUUUUCCUGUUGACCGGAUACACAGUUGCGAUGUUGACGCAAAGCAAGACAUUCGUGGACGCCGCUGUGAAGGCUGGCGUGAAGCACAUUGUUCAUUUGGGCAUUUUUGGCGAAUGGGAUACCACAGAUCCGCACUUUGCUUGGCAUCAGCUCAUCGAGACCUACAUCAAAGCAAGCGGUCUCGCUUGGACGCACCUUCACCCCAAUAUGUUCAUGGACAACCUCCUGGCUGCCACUUCACCCAAAGCAGAUCAGUUAACGCUCUACGUCGAGAACCGUCGCGUGGGUUGGAUCGCGGUGAGCGACAUCGCAGCGAUGGCGGCAGCCGUUCUACGAGAAGGGCCUGACAAGCACCACGAACGCGACUACUGGAUGAGCACUGAUGUACUGGACGGCUCAGAGGUUGCGAUAAUUUUAAGUGAGGUCACUGGUCGGAGCAUUGCUUUCAAUCCCAAAGGACCGGACGAUUUCAAGGCGCUGGUCUCAGCCCCGGGUUCGGGAGCGGAACGGUGGUACGCUGAGGGUGGAGUUGAUUUUAUGAGGCAAGUCGUCGAUGGCCGGAUGGGUUAUAUCGGAACUAUUCGUGACGAUGUUCCCUAUGUGCUUGGAAGACCGGCGUUGACCUUCCGAGAGUGGGCUAGCGAGCACAGAGAAGAGUUCAUCAGACUUGCUAGCGCUACUCAUUAGUCUCGAAACGAGGGGCUAUAAAUGAUGGUCUAUUGAAUUCUUGCUACAGACAAUUUUCGCUGCAUACAUCUUACACUAGCCGGAUCGUGCCCUCUUGAGCCUCGUUCCCAACAGACUGAUGAGACGGUCCUGUUCCCGGCAGCCAAAGGACCAUGGGC